UAAGAAUUUGGUUUUGGACUGAAGUAAUUUUUCAUUCUAUUGUUUCGACGACAUAGUUGGCGUCCUCCACCACAGGACCCAAACACAAACAGCACAAAACAUGUCGAUGCGCCCCGAUGAUCAUCGCCGGAAAUGGGACCGAAAGGAAUACGAACGGUUAGCCCAGGAACGUGCUCUUGCCAAAGCGAAUACUACCACCGAAGAUGAACCAGUUACGAAGGAACUGCUCAAGCAACGCGAGUACAAAGUCGACCUUGACUCAAAACUGGGCAAGAGCAUGGUAAUUAACAAGAGUACUCCAUCGUCACAAUCCGGCGGUUAUUACUGCAACGUGUGCGAUUGUGUGGUCAAGGAUUCUAUCAACUUCCUCGACCACAUCAACGGCAAAAAGCAUCAACGUAAUCUGGGCAUGUCGAUGAAAGUCGAGAGAAGCUCGCUGGAUCAGGUGAAGGAACGUUUCAAAAUCAACAAAAAGAAAACCGAGGAAAAGAAAAAAGAUUACGAGCUGGAGAGUCGCGUGAAAGAAGCUAAGGAAGAGGAGGAACGUUACCGGGAAUAUAAACGCGAGAAGAGGAAAGAACGUAAACGGAAAAUUGAGGAAGUUGACGACGCCGAUGCUGGUACCUCGGAACUUGCUGCCAUUAUGGGAUUCGCAGGUUUCGGUGGAUCAAAAAAGAACUAGACUUACGUUGUAGUAUUAAUGCUAACCAAUCUAACUAUUUUUACAAACAAAAGCCCGUAAGUGGUAGCUUUUGGUAGGAAAUGCUAACAAUUUACAACAGCUAUUUUGUUUUUUGAAACAAGAUUAAGCGAUGUGGUGAGCCUCAAUAUUUUACGCACUCUUGUCCUCCGUACCAAUCGGUGCCACAUACAACUCAACGAUGGCACACGUCCUGCGGAAUGGCGAGACCUGCCGGAUGUCUAAGUGUAUUCACUGAAACUAAUUUUUGAUUUACAACUAUGUUAACGAUGUAUCUUGGUAAUUAAACAAGAGAAAUAUAUAGAUCCUAAUACGGCAGUAGAGGUUGACGUCGUUUACCUUACGCACACUUUGUCUACCUGAGAUACGAUUAGUUUCAUUUUUCCCCAAAAGCAUAGUUUUUCUGAUAAUAACAAACUACUAAGCACUUACGUUAGUGCCAGUUGAAUAUUUGAAAAUUCGCCCUUUAUAAAC
Molecule: messenger RNA, 1174 nt
Organism: Sabethes cyaneus
Lineage: Eukaryota; Metazoa; Arthropoda; Insecta; Diptera; Culicidae
Product: zinc finger matrin-type protein 2
Exons: 3
Coding region: 101-682 (193 amino acids)
Biological process (GO): mRNA splicing, via spliceosome
Cellular component (GO): U4/U6 x U5 tri-snRNP complex; spliceosomal complex
Molecular function (GO): zinc ion binding; nucleic acid binding
Source: RefSeq, a predicted model, not a curated record